Molecule: messenger RNA, 3929 nt
Organism: Periophthalmus magnuspinnatus
Lineage: Eukaryota; Metazoa; Chordata; Actinopteri; Gobiiformes; Gobiidae
Gene: preb
Product: prolactin regulatory element binding
Exons: 10
Coding region: 245-1522 (425 amino acids)
Biological process (GO): protein secretion
Cellular component (GO): endoplasmic reticulum membrane
Molecular function (GO): guanyl-nucleotide exchange factor activity; GTPase activator activity; protein binding
Source: RefSeq, a predicted model, not a curated record
GCUGGCUACGAUCCGUGUGUUGCUGACGUGUACGUCAAAUGGGGAAGUCUUUAGCAUUUAGCCGCUAAUCUUUCGUCUCUAAACGUAAAAACCUCCGCACAGGCCGUCAGAAUGAGAUGAUCCUCUAUUCUCGGCUUUCGCGGGCAGGUAAAAUAAAAAUAAAAAACACGUGACCCCGUAACGAAGACGCAGACUGGUUUAACUCCACAUUCAUCUGAGUUGUGAGCGAAGCGUUUCAUUUGUGAUGGGGAAAAGAAAGGUGCCUGACCUGUACCGAGCGCCAUUUCCGCUCUACUCGGUCAAAGUUGAUCCGGGUUCAGGGCUGGUUAUUGUCGCUGGAGGUGGAGGAGCGUCAAAAACUGGAAUCAAGAAUGCCGUGCACUUCUUGGAGCUGCAGAGAGUCGGGGAGCACGAGUUUAGUGCAACGCUACUUCAUGCUCAUGACACAGAAACAAAAGCCAAUAUGAAUGUGGCGCUGGCUGAUGAUGUCAUCGCCGUGGGACAGGACGGCAACUGCUGUCUCAUGAAAUUCAAACACGCACAGAGCAAAACAAAGCCUGCCGCAGCAAAAGACGCAGGUAACAGUACUCAGAAGAGCGCCCGGAGGAGAGCAGGUAAAGGGGAUAAGCCUGUGCAGGACUCUGGGGACUCCACCGAGCUGAAGGAUGAGACUUCUCAGAUUCAGGUUAACGGUCUGGCUGAGGUCCAGUCUGAUGAGAACCCUCAGGACCCUCUGCAAAAGGUCGUCCGGUUCAGCCCUGACCGAAGCCUACUGCUGACCGGAGGCACUGACGGACACGUACGAGUCUGGGAGUUCCCGUCCCUAAAGAAGAAACAUGACUUCAAAGCACAUGAAGAUGAGAUAGAAGACCUGGAUAUGAGCCCCGGGAAUAAGCUGGUGACUGUGGGCAGGGACUUCAGCUGCAGUGUGUGGAGUGGAGACCAGCUCGCCAUGAGACUCAAUUGGCACCAGACCAGACCUGGGAUCGGGGACAAGACCUACCGCUACAUGGCCUGCAGGUUUGGUGCGGUGGAGGACCAGAAAGAGGCGCUGCGGCUCUACACGGUGCAGAUCCCUCACAAACGUGACAGGAAGCCCCCGCCCUGCUUCAUCACUAAAUGGGACGGCAAGAGCUUCCUGCCCAUGCUCACUGCCCCAUGUGGCUCGGACGUCAUAUCUACGCUCGCUGUCAGUGACUCUGGGACGUUUCUGGGUUUGGGGACCGUCACCGGAUCGGUCGCCAUUUACAUCGCAUUUUCUCUGCAGAAGCUGUAUUAUGUUCAAGAGUCCCAUGGGAUCGUAGUCACUGACGUGGCCUUCCUGCCAGACUCACCGCGGGGCAGACAGCUGAGAGGGAACCACGAAGCGGCCAUGUUGAGCGUGGCAGUGGACAGCCGCUGCCAACUGCACGUGCUCAACAACCGGAGGUCGUGUCCACUGUGGCUGGUGCUCGUCUCCUGUGGUCUGAUGGUCGUCAUGGUGAUUCUGCUUCUUCAGAACCUGUUUCCCGGGUUCCUCUGAUCCUCCGUCCGACUGAGAGACUUUACAUCCUCUGAAAGAAAAAACACACAUUUAAAAACGACACAGAUCUCACUGCAAAAAUGAAUGUUGAGAUCAGUUCAAAUGACUUGACUUCUCCAUAUUUAUCUUAAUUGUAGCCAUUUUAUCCAUUAAGUUGGUACCGCUGUAUAAUAACUACACCUUAGUUAGCGUGACAGUGGCUCAGUGGGUAGAGCAGUGUCCCCCCAACCCCAAGGUUGGAGUAUCCAUUCCCAGGCGGACCAAGUUCUGUCAUUGUGUUCUUAGGCAAGACUCUUCACCUCACUGCCUAGUAUGAACGUGGUGUGUCUGCUGGGUGUUGGUGGUGGGAGGGGCUAAUGACGCAUAUCGGCAGCCUCGCUUCCAUCAGUUUGUCCCAGGGCAGCUGUGGCUAACCAUCAGUGAGUGUGGAGUGAAUAAAGACAAAGCGCGGAGCUUUGAGAGGCUUUGUUUAAAGCCCAUGAUGAGUGUAAGGCAUGAUUAUAACGUGUAGUUAUUAUAAAGUGUUACGUUAAGUUCAGUUUAAAUUUCAAAACAUGAACUUGCACUUUACACAUAGAAAUACAGUGGUCCCUCAUUUAUGGCAGGGGGUAAGUUCCAAAAAUAACACACAAAAGGCGAAAUCUGCAAAGUAGUCAGAUUUAUUUUUUACAAUUCUAUAUGUUUUGCAGCUGUAAAACCCCUCACCACACACUUUAUACACUUUUCUCAGACAGGCAUUAACAUUUCCUCACAUUUCUCUCUUGUUUAAACACUUUCAAAGUUCAAACCUUCAUAUAUUAUAUCCGUCUUCCUUGAUGAUCACAUUAAAUGUGUUUUUCACAUGCCUCUGCUCCAGUGGUAUCCACAGAGGCGCCUCUGUGCAGAGAAACACUUAAGUCAAAAGCGUUUCUGAACUUUGUCGGUGCACAACGUUUCAUCGACAUUGUGGGUUUUGUCGGGGAGAAAACUUGAAAACUUACAGCACAUUUGGCUGACCGCAUUCUGUACUGUACAGCAGACAAGGCACAGAGGAGACUGAUUGGUUAAGGGACUGUAGACCAUUGUCAACCAGGACGCAGAACACUGCACAUUCACACACUGUUAAAAAAAAAAGCAUGCAAAAUUCCACACAAAAAAAAUUCCCCGAAACUGUGAGAUCGCGAAAGGUGAACUGCAAUUUAGUGAGGGGCCACUGUAAUUGAUCUUAAUAUUUUCACUAUGCAUGUUUUCUGGGGGCGAGUCCCAAUGUUCCACAGUGUGCUUUAAAGGCAUCCAUCUUUCUUUCAGUUAGAUUUUAUUUAUUAAUUUGGUUUGUUAGAGUUGCAGCUUUUCUCCAUGGAGAUUGCAAAGUUCGAUCCCAUUUAGUGGAACAUUACAGACAAAAAUGUGUCGUGCCUCCUCAAAACGACCUGAAAUCAAGUCAUUUUAAGCUGAAUCUGUUUUUUUUUCCAGUGUAAAUUGUCAUUUUAAUGUCACUCAAAGCUGACCUCAGGAUUAUGGACUGCACAGUGGACUCGUUUUCAUUCUCUGAAGUCUUAUUUUGUUUUUUGUGUACGGGAUAAUGGAAGAUUUUAUUGGAGUAUAUAUUGUAAAAAUGUAAAAAGUCUCACAAAUGUUUAGCUGUUUAAAUAUGCAAAUACAGGUGACCCUAAGACUUAAACGACAUAUUCAGAAUAAUCAUUUCGUCAUGUGUGGCGCUAGUUCCUCUGAUCAUUCACCACAUUCAUACAGAAGGUGGGUGACGUGUCUUGCCCAAGGACACAACAAUAUGUGAAUUCAGAGCUAGGAUCAUGAGAUGAGGAUUUUAUCACUUUUAAUGUAAAUUAUCUUGAAAUAAGGAAAAUUAUGAUUGAACCUGUGAAAUCUGUUAAGACAAUAAUAAAUAUUCUGAAACAAAGGUGCUGUAAGAAGCAGAGAAAAUGGAUCUGCACAUGAACUUUAUUUGGACCUGGUUUAGUCCUAGUUUAGUCCUGGGUUAGUCCUGGCUUUGGUCCAGAAUGAAGUCUUAAAUUCAAAAUGUAGCAUUAAUUUCAAUAUUUUAACAUUUGACUGGAAUUUCUCACAUAGAAACAAUCGGGUGACACCACCAGGCCAAGAUACAGUUCAGAUCUGUGAAGAGGCAAGCCCACUUACCAUAAGAAAUGAUGAAUGUUGGUCAUCAAGGUAUUCAUCAGCAAUAAAAGCACCUGUGAUUGAAUAAAUGCACGAGAGAGCAUUUUAAUACUGUAGAAUGUUCCAGACAAAGCAAAAUCUCCAUCUCCAUGGAGAAAAGUUAUAUUGGGGAACAUUGAUAGUGUUUUCAGUGUGUUGCACAAAUGAAGGUAAAUGACAGUACUAGUCCUGAUCUGUGAAGCCCUGUUAUUUAAAAAUUACUUUUAAUUAUGAAUAAAAUGGAGUUGGAUGAUGC